Molecule: messenger RNA, 2634 nt
Organism: Parnassius mnemosyne (clouded apollo)
Lineage: Eukaryota; Metazoa; Arthropoda; Insecta; Lepidoptera; Papilionidae
Source: the annotation of a GenBank genome assembly
AUGAUCGAUAAACAUAGUAUACUAAAAGAUGGGAUAGAAUUGAGCAAUCCGAAGCACUUGUCGCAGCUAGUAACUAAACUGUUUAGUUUAACACUGCAGCACGCAGACGUAAAUAUGUUGCUUAAGGAUACGACGCAAAGAUUUGACUUAGUUAUAGCCGAAUGGCUGUUUAAUGAAGUAUACACUGGGCUAGCAGCAUUGUACGAUUGCCCAUUCAUUUGGUUCUCUUCAACAAAACCCCACCCACUGCUUCUGCAGCUAAUUGAUAAAACUGCAAACUCAAUGCUUGUUAAGGGUAAAAGUGACUUACCCCAUUUAAUGAAAGACAAGUAUGUAUACAAUUUGGAAAAGGAGGCUUUUAUAAACAUAUUUGAGCCGUUGAUGGCGUUAAGGAAAAAAUCUUUGCGAUCCUAUGAUGAGUCAAGAUAUAUUGCUUCCCUCGCUUUGGUUAAUUCACACGCAUCACUCGAUCUGGAUACAAAUUGGCCUCAGAACCUCAAACUUAUAGCCGGAUUUCACAUUGACCAGGACACGGAACCAUUGCCGAAGGAUAUCAAAAGCAUAAUGGAUAAUGCAAGACAUGGAGUUAUAUACUUCAGCAUGGGAUCGUAUAUGGAAAGUAAUGAUAUACCAGAAGUAUCAAGUCAGAAACUUAUAGAUAUGUUUAGUCAAUUAAAACAAAUAGUUAUUUGGAAAUUAGAACUAAGUUAUUAUAAGUUACCAAGGAACAUUCAUAUAUUAAAAUGGGCCCCCCAACAAAGUAUUUUAGCGCAUCCAAAUUGUAUCCUUUUCAUUACACACGGAGGUCUACUUUCAUUGACUGAAUCGGUACACUUCGGUGUUCCGGUAAUCGGGAUACCUGUAUUUGGAGACCAGUUCAUUAAUGUUGCGAGAGCUGUUGAAAAAGGUUUUGCGAAGAAAGUUAAUCUAUAUUCUUCGAUAGCAAAAGAAAUUAAUGAGGCCAUUAAGGAAAUGCUAAGCAACCCAAGUUAUCGCAAGAGAGUGCAAGAGCUGUCUGCAAUUUAUAACGAUCGUCUCAUGCUACCAAGUGUAGAGCUAGUACACUGGAAAAUGAAAUUCCCGUUAGGAAUAUGUCUAGUAAUUUUAACAGUUGCGGUGACAUUUAGUGAAGCGUACAAAAUUUUGGUGGUAUCACCUUUCCCAGGUAGAAGCCACACUAUUAUUAGUGAUGCUUAUGUCAAUUUAUUGCUUGAUGCUGGCCAUGAGGUAACAUAUAUCAAUGCUUACCCAAGUAAUAACUCUAAUCCAUUGCUUCAUGUAAUUGAUGUCAGUGAAACUAAGAAGUAUUAUAAUUCUGACUUGGUAGUAAUAAAAAGUAUAUUAAACGAUGAAGUUGAUGUCAAGGAUCCGAGUUAUUUUCUUGAAGCCAUUUUGAAUGUUAGUAAGGCAACGUUAGAGAAUCGAGAUGUAGCAAAAAUAAUAUCCAACAAAAACUUAAAAUUUGACUUGGUAAUUGCUGAAUGGAUGAUCAGCGAAGUAUACGCUGGAUUUUCGGCAUUAUAUGAUUGCCCAUUUGUUUGGUUUACACCAGUGGAACCACAUUGGAUGAUAUUUUAUUUAACUGAUGAAGUUUCAAACCCUGCUUACACAAGUACCCCGAUGUCAACUAAUAUUAUCCCAUUUACAUUUAAACAACGUGUGCAAGAAUUGAUAUUGCAAACAUUUUUUUAUUUCAUAAAGGAAUGGAACGUUUACUAUGCGGACAAAGAGAUUUACACGAAAACCUUCGCACCAGCAAUAGCACAAAGGGGAAAAGCGCUACCAUCUUACGACGAAAUCAGAUUUAACGCUUCUAUGAUCUUAGGAUAUUCUCACGUAUCAUUGGGUGAAGCCAAUAGAUUGCCGCAAAGUUAUAAAACAGUUUCUGGUUUACAUAUUGACCAAAACUUGAAGCCAUUGCCAAAGGAAUUAAAAAAUAUUAUGGACAAAUCCAAAAGUGGCGUUAUUUACUUUAGUAUGGGCUCAAAUGUGAGGAGUCAAGAUAUGCCUGAUCAAAUGAAGAAAAAGUUCAUUAAAAUAUUUAGCCAGCUUGAGCAAACCGUCUUGUGGAAAUCAGAAGAAGAAUUCCCUGAUUUACCAAAAAAUGUUCAUAUACUCAAAUGGGCACCACAGCAAAGUAUUCUUGCUCACCCAAACUGCAUCAUGUUUAUAACUCAUGGCGGUCUCUUGUCAAUAACUGAAGCCGUACAUUUUGGAGUUCCUAUUAUUGGAAUACCAGUGUUCGCAGAUCAGUUUGCUAAUGUAAAAAGAGCAGUUAAGAAAGGAUUUGCCAAACAAGUGGACUUGUCAAAAUCUAUGGCAGAAGACAUAGAUGAUGCUAUUCAGGAAUUGCUACGUAAUUUGAGUUAUCGCAACAAAGCGAAAGAGCUCUCGUUCAUCUAUCAUCAUCGUCCCAUAUCACCGGGCGCAGAAUUUGUUCAUUGGGUGGAACAUGUAGUGCGUACAAAAGGUGCUGCACAUUUACGUUCGCCUGCGUUUACUGUAACUUGGUACCAAAAGAUGUACUUGGAUCUGAUAGCUUUAUUAGCAAUAACAUUAGUUCUGAUCCUAACAUGCAUAAAAUUAACUUUAUGUGCGAGAAGCAAUAAGUCUCAUAAAAAGAAAAUGAACUAA